Messenger RNA from Fusarium poae, 1758 nucleotides. RefSeq lists its product as uncharacterized. Bases 1 to 1758 code for a protein of 585 amino acids. The transcript has a single exon. NCBI's taxonomy places the organism in Eukaryota, Fungi, Ascomycota, Sordariomycetes, Hypocreales, Nectriaceae. The record is from RefSeq and is a predicted model, not a curated record.
AUGGCGUCGUCCAAUCCAUUCCGCAAGAGUGCUGCCUUUACGGUAGACACUGCUACCUUGUCAAACACAACAUCAUCCGCCGCCGCUCGUUUCCCAGCUCUCGACUCAUUCGAAACGGCAUCUACUCCACCACCUCCGACUAGCUUCCAGCAAGCAGAUGCCUCAGCAAUUGACCACAACUCCAAGGUCACCAAGAAAGUUCGGGUUCUUUCCCCCCCACCACUCUCCCUCGACCCUCCCGAAUGGGCAUAUACAUCGCCUACCCUUGCGCAAUAUUCUGCGAACCAGCAGAGCGAAAACGAUCCUUUCGAUGCAACAUCCACAGAUGACAGCGAUCUCGACAUGGUGGCCGCUGCCCGCAGACAGGCCAUGACUGGCGGUCAGGGUGCGGGAAAUCCUUUCAGUAAGACAAUGAGGGAUCUCGAUUCGCCUAUUGCCGAACAGAAACUCGAGCAAGAGCGUAAAGAAGAAGGACAUGCGCUCAAGGUUGCCAACAAGGCGAAACAAUCCUUGGAUGUCAGCUCUUUCAAGCGGUUACUCAUGACGGGCAAUUCAGAGUCGGACAAGACUUGGGGACUGGCAGAAAAAGAUACGAGAGACCAGCCUUCAGCUCCUCACAGAAGAUCACACGAAGCUCAAGAGGCAUCUCUUAUAUCUCGAGAUGCUUCCGACAUCCCAGAAGAUGAAACUGGUCAAGAGAGUGCUUCUGACUCAAGUGCAUCAGCUCGAGUCAGUUCAAAAAGCAGCAAGAAACCACCACCGCCACCUAGCUCACGGCAUGGAAAGUCGAUUAAGGCGAACUUGGUUGGGAGCCAGACACCCCCAGAAGCUCUUGCGACCUUAUCACCAUCAGAAGUUAACAAGCCGCUUCCGCCUGCUCCCAUCCGAAGAAGUUUGGAUGAGGAAGGGGAGUCACCAUUUGACCGCGAGGCAGCCGGUAAGGUCCCAGGGACCAAUGCUAAUACGGGUACCACAUCGCCAGGACGUUUAGGAGGUGAACGAAAAGCAGUCCCAGCACCACCCCCACGAAGAGGGCAUGCGAGAGCAGAAAGCAAAGCGAAUACUGCGCAUCAAUACCCACAGAACGACGAGAACCUGUCGCGAUCAUCGUCUAUGAGAUGUCGGCCGGAACAUAAACGUCAAAAUUCCCAAGCAGGAGCUCCACCACCACCACCACGGAGGUCUCAUGUCUCAAAGCAUUCCACGCAGUUACCGACGGGUAUGAACUCUAGCCUUGCAGAUCUGAGCCAAUCGUCCUCUUCUCCAGCCCCGUCUCUAGACGUUGACUUGAGUACGACUUCGACUCCAUCACAGCUGCGUCAAGGCUCGACGCUUGACCUGGUCUCCCCUCGAGAUGGGCAGCAUCCAGCAACAAAGUCUUCGGCUCCCCCACCACCACCUGCACGAAACACUUCCGUCAGACGGCCCGCUAGCAUUCGAAGUGUUGAAAGCAGCAGCCGGCGAGUUUCGUUUGAAGCAAAACCGCAUCACCAGAUGGCUCCGCCCCCACCUCCUCGAAGGCAGCGAGGUAGCAGUAGAGGCAGUAUAGAUGGACCAAGAAGGACGAGUUUUGAUAGUGUAGGCAGAGCUGGAUCUAGCCAAGUUCCCGAGGAGGAACAUGACGGAGUGCCAGAGAUGAUUGGUUCGGGUCACACAUCACCAAAGUCAACGAAUGAGCCAGGAAAGAGCUUUGACAUCCUGGCUGAUCUCGACGCACUUCAAAGGGAAGUAGAUGCGUUGAGGGGCAAAUUAGGGUGA